Molecule: messenger RNA, 1161 nt
Organism: Neolamprologus brichardi
Lineage: Eukaryota; Metazoa; Chordata; Actinopteri; Cichliformes; Cichlidae
Source: RefSeq, a predicted model, not a curated record
CAAUAGGAAACGUGAAUGUGAGCGCGGAUAAACGGAAUUGUUGUGUGUCGGCCUCGGUGUUAUUGUGUUUGGUGACAGUAAUAAGAGUAAUUGUUUCAGGGUCGUUAAAUCCCCUCACAAUGAGCCUGUCUCUGAGAACGGAGCUCAUGGCAGACAAAACCAAGCGUAAGAAGAGGAGAGAGCUCACUGAGGAUCAGAAACAUGAAAUCAAGGAAGCAUUUGAGUUGUUUGACACAGACAAAGACAAAGAAAUUGACUACCACGAGCUGAAGGUGAGCACUGGAUGAUGAGAGGAAAACAAUGUUUCAGUAACUCUGAUGCAUGUUAUGUAUGGUUCUGCAGUGACUGAUCGCAUCCUAGAGCGAGAUCCGAAAGAGGAGAUCAUGAAAGCCUUUAAGCUGUUUGAUGAUGACGAAUCAGGAAAGAUCAGUUUGAGGAACCUGAGACGUGUGGCUCGGGAACUCGGGGAGAAUAUCAGCGAUGAAGAGCUCCGCAGCAUGAUCGAGGAGUUUGAUACUGACGGAGAUGGUGAAAUAAACCAGGAGGAGUUCCUUACAAUUAUGGGCGGGGAGUCCUGAUGAGGGAUUUCUCUGUUGCUGAGGACUUCUUGGUUGGAUUGGUCGUCCAAUUUGUGAGCAGUUAAGCGACUUGACUGUCAACAAGGACGCACAGCUUCCUCUGAAGCAUCGCAGGUGGACAGAAGUUAUUUCUUUGACCCUGAGGGUUGUACUUGAGUCAUUCCAUAAAAGUACUGAACUGUGUGACAGAUUUAAGGUCAGCCAAACUCAUUUCUUAUUGAAGGUGAAAGUUAAAGUAUCAAUAUCACGCUAGUCUUUAAAAUUAGCUAAUUGUUGUUGGGUUUUUUCCCCCAUGUCAUAACAUCUUUGUUAAAUAUUUAAUGUGUUUUUCAACCAUUUCACACCUUUCUGUAAUUAGAUCUUGUAAAAAGAUCUUUUCACUCUUUUAUAAACACAUUAAUUUACUGUUGGGGAAAAUAUAGACAAAUAGGAGUAAAUGUUGUUGCUUUUAUCAGAAGUGUCUGUAUAUUGUAAAGGACACAUAUUUCAUACAUGGCUAUUUUGAAUGGUUGUAUUUCCAGUUUACAUGUGCAUGUUCAAGUGUUCUAUUUAUUUUUGACACAAUAAACUGGUUUCCCAGCAA